GAGAUAACUGGGGUUUCUGCACACGCACGUGUGUUUUGUGUUUUGUUGACCAAGACAAUGUCUGCCCUUGAUGAAGCGACCAUGCAGACAGUGAAGGAGGAAAUGCUGCCAUUUCUGUCUCCAUCUGCUCGACCAGACGUGAAACACAAGGCUCUCGGCUUCAUACUUGGUCUAACUGGGAAGAAAGAGGGUGUUCAGUUUGUCAAAGAUAAUCCAGUUUUCCUGGAAGCGAUUGUGUCCUUGACCUCUGAUGACAUGCAAGAUAUCGUAAAAGAUGCGUUCCGAAGUUUGCUCAAUUUGGCAACAGAUGAAGACAUUUCAUGGCGUUUACUAAAUCUGGCCAAAUUUCCCAAUAUAAGUCUAGACUUGAUGAAAUAUUUGUUGAGAAAAGAAAGUGAUUUUGCCGACCUGGUGGGCAGCAUGUUAGCCAAUAUGACACGGACACAGAGAUGUGCUCUGAAACUUGCAGCUGUCGUGGAAGAGCAUCGCGAUGAUGUUGGUGUGGAGAAGAUGGUUGACGCUCUGUGUAACUUGGACUACAACCAGUCUGCUACCCUGGACUGUCUGGGGCUGCUCCUGUCCAAUCUGACUCAGAUUUCCUCCAUCAGACAGGAGUUGAUGGACAAGAACAGUCGCAUUCUACAAAGGCUGAUACCAUUCACAGAAUACAAAGGCUCCCAUCUACGAAGAGGAGGGGUUGUUGGAACUCUGAAAAAUUGCUGCUUUGAGACAGACCGCCAUGACUGGUUGAUGGGGGACCAGGUGGACAUCUUGCCUCGACUGCUGCUGCCCCUGGCUGGGCCAGAAGAGUUUGACGAGGAUGACAUGGACCGACUCCCGGAUGACCUCCAGUACCUACCUCCAGAGAAGGAGCGGGAGAAGGAUCCAGACAUUCGGAAGAUGUUGGUGGAAGCAGUUACACAGCUUUGUUCAAUGAGGAAAUGGCGGCUGUACAUCAAGGAGAAGAACACCUACGUCAUUAUGAGAGAACUCCAUAAGUGGGAGACAGAUCGAGUCAACAAUGUCGCCAUCAUGAGUCUCAUCGACAUUCUUAUCGGAGACGAGCCGAAAGAAGGCAUGGAAGACUUGCACACAGUGGACAUUGACAAGGAUCUCCACAAGGAGCUAGAUGUUGCUCUGGAGGAAAAACUCAAAGAGGCCACUGAUGAAUCUGUUUCACAGUCUUGAGUGAUCGUGUUCUGUCCUUGUGUAAAAGGCAAAAGUAACUGAUUGAUUUUAUUGACAGCAGAAAAGUGACUAUUCUGAUGAUAUGAAUUAUUUAGAUUACUAAAUGGUGUAUAGAUUGAUCAGUCUUCUUAGUAAGAAGUUCUUACUGUGUAUACAUCAAAGCAUUUGUUAAGACAGACCAGAAUAGCUUGAUGCAGUUUUUAUAUACAAGGGUA
This is a messenger RNA of Haliotis rufescens (red abalone), 1403 nucleotides long. Its product is annotated as protein HGH1 homolog. The transcript is spliced from 4 exons. Lineage: Eukaryota; Metazoa; Mollusca; Gastropoda; Lepetellida; Haliotidae. The record is from RefSeq and is a predicted model, not a curated record. Bases 58 to 1188 code for a protein of 376 amino acids.